Penaeus indicus is the source of this 873-nucleotide messenger RNA. RefSeq names its product degenerin-like protein asic-1. The record is from RefSeq and is a predicted model, not a curated record. Lineage: Eukaryota; Metazoa; Arthropoda; Malacostraca; Decapoda; Penaeidae. Bases 1 to 873 code for a protein of 290 amino acids. Gene Ontology annotation, cellular component: plasma membrane. The transcript is spliced from 9 exons. Gene Ontology annotation, biological process: sodium ion transmembrane transport. Gene Ontology annotation, molecular function: ligand-gated sodium channel activity.
AUGAUUACCAUAACAAACAUGACCAAGUACGAACGCCUCGGAGAACCUCAUGGCGUUUGUGCGAAUGACUACGGCUUCGACCAUCCUUACAAGUAUUCGAGAAAGCUUUGCAAACAGCUGUGUGUCGAGCGUGAGUUUCGAGAGCGGUGCGGGUGUUUCAUCGGACAGAAUCCUCUUUACGAUACGCUGGAGACGGUACCAGAGGACCGAUGCUCAUUUGUUGACCGCAAGCAAGUGCUGUGUAUGGCCAGCGUGACAAAGAGCAUUGAAGAGGAGACCAUCCAGUGUGAUUGUCAGCUUCCCUGCAGCGAAAUGAUGUACGAUACCCAGGUAACAACAAGUAAGCCUAAUGCUGUGUAUUACAACAUCCUUAGUCAAACAAGGAAGCAGUUACAGAGUUUAUGUACAAACGAGAGCCAGAUGGUCAGUCUCCUCGUGUACCUCGACUCCAAGAGUUAUACAGUAACGGAAGAAUCACCUGCCUAUUCUUGGGACACGCUCCUCAGCAACAUCGGGGGAUCCCUGGGCCUCUUCGUCGGUGUCUCCCUGAUCAGCAUCCUCGAAGUGUUUGAGAUGAUCAUCGACGUAAUUUUCGCCGGAUUCAAGAGAUGCACAGGAGGUGGCAAGAAAGUCUCUCAUAAGUCGGCUGAAGCAUGGCAGGGAAAAAUAGAUGUUGUUGAGAUGGAUCGCCAAGAUAAAAAAUAUAAGCAAUUCCGAAAAGAACUUGAGAUAAUGGUAAAAGAUAUUGUACAAGAUCUGAGCCAGAACGAAUCCUCCGGCAUACGAGUUCAGCCCAACAGUGCCAACUCCGGGAACAGGGAAGGCCUGGACGCCAGUCGAAUGUUCAAUAUGCUUUUCCAGAAGCAUCAAUGA